Porites lobata is the source of this 3182-nucleotide messenger RNA. NCBI's taxonomy places the organism in Eukaryota, Metazoa, Cnidaria, Anthozoa, Scleractinia, Poritidae. The record is from the annotation of a GenBank genome assembly.
AUGAGUGAUAGAAGUCAAGAAGAAGAGGAACUGUCACACACUCAAGUUCUCGCUGAUGUCGAGAAACAAAUCGAAUCUGUUUGUAGCCAACUACAGUCGCUACAGCGACAAGCAAGUAGGCUUCGACGACUUCGUGAGGAGCAGGAAGUAUAUAAUUCCAUGUCGAAGAAAAUGGAAAGCAUGCAGCUUUCAACGAAAGUGAACCUCAAUGUUGGUGGCCAACAUUUCACUACAACCGUCCACACACUAACCAAGGACCCAGACUCGAUGCUUGCUGCCAUGUUUUCAGGAAGGUUUCCAAUGAAGCCUUCUGAAGAUGGAACGUUCUUUAUCGACCGAGAUGGAACUUACUUCCGGUAUAUUCUGAACUAUCUUCGUGAUGGAAAGCUAUCUUUACCCGAAGGAGCCACUUUUUUUGAAGAAAUCGAGGCCGAAGCUGGAUUCUACCAAAUUCAAGGAAUUCUCGAUGAGUUGGGGCAACCUAGACCUGCAAAAGGUUCAAUUCGAGGUGCAGAAGCCACAAAGCCAUUUGCAGAGUCUGAAAUUCUGACUCAAGAACAUGCAAAGAUAUUGAUAGGAAUGAUACCUUAUAAAAGCGGCAAGUGGCGUCUUCUAUUCAGAGCUUCUCGAGAUGGCUUCGCAGCUGAAUCUUUCCACUCAAAAUGCGACGACAAAGGCCCAACAGUGACAGUUGUGCAAAGUGGAAGCUUCGUAUUUGGUGGAUUUGCCGAUGCGGCAUGGAGCAGUCCUGGUAAGUAACAUUAUUAGUAGCUUUUUUUCUACUAGGUUCAUGUAUCAAUUAAGAACCUCUCUUUCAGUGAACGUCGUUUUCGUCGCUCGUUUCGUCAACUGCAGGAGUACAAGUGCAGGUGUGCAAGUUUGGAUGCAGUUGCAGAUGCACGUUUCACCCCAUGUAUUUAAAGGGAAUCCGAGACAGUCUUGGAGUCUGGAUUCCACGCUGUGGAUUCCGGAUUCCACGUACCGCAUUCCAGGCACCGGAUUCCAGUAGUUUGUUAGUUGACCCGUUGAUUCUGGAUUCCAAUCGUCAGUGGCAUUCAACAUUCCUUUAACUGUAUUCCGGAUUCCAUAGCCCAGGAUUCCGGAUUCCACAAACAAGUGUUCUGGUCGUAGUAGUAAAGCGACGCCAUCGUGCAAAUGGUCUAUUCGAGAUUCCACAAGCAAAAAUUGUCGGAAUCUGGAUUCCCUUACGUGGGGCGACAGGAGCAGUUGUAGGCCCAAGUUGCAGGAGGUGCAGGAUGACAUUGUGUCACAGCUUCACACACAUAUAAACUGCAUUUAUUGACAUUCUUUAAGAAACAAUUCAAAAAGUGCCUUUAUUUUUAAAGGCAAGCAUAAUUGUGAGCGUAAUUUGGGGCGUUUAUUCGAUAAUUAUAAGAAAAACUCGGUCUCCACCAUCCAGACAACUACGAUUCUAUUUCAACAAAAAAGACAGCACUGGAACUUUAAACUUUUUUUUUUUUUUAAUGAUUUAUUGUAAUGGUUGCGGGGUCAGUGAUUUAAGAAAUGUGAUUUUGAAAUAAACGCCGCCCUCGAAUAAACGCCGCAUCAGAAACGCUAAAAAUCAGUACGGUAUACGUCGUAUACUAAUUUGAUUGUUCGAAAAUUUGCAUUACUUUUACCUACCUGUUUCGACAUGGCAAUUUCCUUAUUGGGGUGUCGGGCGGCCGGGUGGUGAUUUGAUUUUUUUGUAUUAAACUUGAGUCGGCGACACGAACCUUUGCAUUUUUACAGUUUUCAACGAUCAUAACACUUUGCAAAUAUCGUGAGGGUCACAUAAAAAUUUUAAAAUAACAUUUAUUCUCUACUUUUUAAGGUACCGGUAAUAGGCAAGUUGACUCAUUCGCCAAACAAGCGUUUUUGUUCAGUUUUGUUAAUCCAUUUGGAAUGGGGCCAGUUCGAAUACCAGCAAAGGAAAACGAAAGUGGUCUAACUAUUGUCUCUGACAGUACAUAUGGGCCAACGUUUCGGGACGACGACCGCACACAUACCUACUCUGCUUGGUUACAUAUUUCAGAUAAUGCUAAUUCAUCCCGAUCAAAUUGUUGUGAUAUACGUGAAGGAGGUGUGCGUAUAAAAGGUAAAUCACCAAGAGAAUUGUUCUUCACAAGUACUAACAAAUUUAACGUCGAUGAUUACGAAAUGUUUGAGUUUUUCUAGCAAUUAAUAGGCAUGUACCCCAGCUACAAGCAAAGUGUGGCUAGUUUAGAGACUGUAGAUGGAAAGUGAAUUCUUGUGUGUGAAACUGGUUGAUUAAUAGCAUAGCUAGACUGAAAUUGUGCACUAGUAAAGUGAACUUAAACGUAGUCAAAUCAGUUAGUGUUGACAAAGUUGAUCGAAUGUCUCAUGAUAUGUUAUAAAGAUUGAUUACUGUUUGAGGAGGAAAAGCUACAUCAGCUGUUAGCCGAGUUGUACAACAUAAACCGAGCUGAGGCCCCCUUUCCCAUUUGGCCUUGACCAAAAAUGCGGAUCAUUUUACGUUUCUGUGAAACUGCCCACCUACCCCUCCCUUAAACCAACGUUAACACUUAGUUCUUACUUAGGGAAAAAUGUUGGCUUAGGAGAGGGGUAGAUGGGCAGUUUCCCAGAAACAUAAAAUGAUCCAAAAAUAAAACGACUGUACCCCCAGUUGGCAGGUGAUCUAAUAGACGCCAAGGGCGUUAAUUUGAUUUUAGGGGUCCAAUAGGGGGAUUUAAUAGAUAGGAGGCGUUUAAAAGAGAGAGGCGUUUAUUCUAACUGUAACAAACUCAUCAAAACUAAUAUGCUUUUGGCGAAGAUAUCAAGAGAGUUCUGAAAAAUAGUUCUAGGCCGUCGAGACCCUCCAAAUCCCAACAUCGAUGUCAGAAUCCUCGCUCGGACUGUCGUGGACUGCUGCCAUCGUUAGUCCAUUGUUACUUUGUAUUUGGCAUUGAACACAAGAUACAAUACGCAAACCCUUUUUAAUCAAGCAAGAAAUCGAAUAAAUUGAAUGAUUUUGCUCCUCUUUGCUAUUUCCUAAUAUUUUGGAGGAAUUCUCACAGGGGGCGUUUAUUAGAGAGGGGCGUCUAGUACAAAAUAAACAUUGUAGAGGGGGGAAUUUAUUUAGUACUUAACAAUUGUUGAAUGAGGCUGAGUAGGAUGAUGUGAAGAAUUAUGCAGAUCGAGGAGGAUGUUAUCCACCGAGG